AUGAGGUGGAGGCUCGGAUUGGGGCGGGUGUGUUCGGUGAAGACCCUGACCCACAACCACUUAUACUGUGAACCGCCGACUCAGCAGCCCUCAGUCACAGCUGGCAGAACAGACGGCAUGGAGAGUCUGCCUAGUUCACAACCUGAUGACGGAGAUGAUGGACAGUCCAGUGAUUUGGUUGGUUCGGGGAUUCCCUUCCUGGACUACCGGGCAUAUGCUGAGCGCAUUUUCUUCCCCGCCCACCAGGAUUCGCCACUGAGGCGAGAUCUGGAUGUUCCUGAGAGUCGGAGGCAGACUGUGGAGCAAGGGCUGGUUCAGCUGUCCAAUCUGCUCAACAGUAACUCUUUCUCACCAAGUCACCAGGAUCCCGUACUAAGCAGCAUCUCCCCCCAAAGAGGGCCUAAGGCAGGGGGCUCCUCUCUCACCAUCAGAGGCCGGAGACUGAGGACCGGACACUCCAAUGAAGUCAGCGUCCUCAUCGGAGGAGUGUCGUGUUUUGUGCUGAACAUCCAGGACGAGCACAUCAGCUGUCUGACCAGAGGCAGCAACAGAACAGGAGAGCAUGGCAUCACUGUGCGCUUUGGAGGCACAGAGCGCCACCUGCAGGGUCUGGUGUAUCAUUACACCCCCAACCCCAACAUCUCAAUGGCUGCGCCGUCCAAAAGCUUUCUCAGUGGAGGGCGAAUCAUCAGAGUUUCUGGUCAGAACCUGGAUGUGGUCCAAGAGCCGAAGAUGAGGGUGACCCUCAGUCCUCCUGAUACUCUCCCUCCCAGGAGGAGGAGGAGGAGCAUCAAAGGGAGGAGAGGAGGGAGCCUGAACAGAGGACGGGAUCACCGGGGGCCGCUGAAGAGAUGGAGGAGGAUCGUCCCGGAGGCGGACUGCCCCGAGGGAACACUCUGCCAUGUCAAACAGUACGAGUCUGGCUGCACGCUGAACGGCUCCUCCCUCAUCUUGUGCCCGACUCCAGCGGUGGGUCCGGAGGCCAGGAGGGCCCGGGUCAAAGUUCAUUUCCUGUUGGACAGCCUCCAAUUUGACUUUGCCGCCGUGGGGAACGAAGCCUUCAGAUAUGAGCCCAACCCGCGGCUCUACCUGCUUAACCAGAACGACCCCAGCAAACCGUACCACCACAAACCCGGCAGCAUCAUCUCCGUCGAGGGAGAGAACCUGGAUCUAGCCAUCUACAAGCAUGAGGUGGAGGCUCGGAUUGGGGCGGGGGUGUGUUCGGUGAAGACCCUGACCCACAACCACUUAUACUGUGAACCGCCGACUCAGCAGCCCUCAGUCACAGCUGGCAAGAAACAGGACGGCAUGGAGAGUCUGCCUGAGUUCACAGUGAGAAUGGGGAAUCUAAACUUCUCUCUGGGCAGAGUGCAGUAUGACAGCCAGGCCCAGUCUACGUUUCCUCUGGAAGCUCAGGUGGGAGUCGGGGUGGGAGCCUCCAUCGUGGCUCUCAUUGUGCUCAUCAUAGUUCUCAUAUACAGGAGGAAGAGCAAACAGGCUAUGAGGGACUAUAAGAAGGUGCAGAUCCAGCUGGAGAACCUAGAGACGAGUGUGAGAGACCGCUGUAAGAAGGAGUUCACAGACCUGAUGACGGAGAUGAUGGACAUGUCCAGUGAUUUGGUUGGUUCGGGGAUUCCCUUCCUGGACUACCGGGCAUAUGCUGAGCGCAUUUUCUUCCCCGGCCACCAGGAGUCGCCACUGAGGCGAGAUCUGGAUGUUCCUGAGAGUCGGAGGCAGACUGUGGAGCAAGGGCUGGUUCAGCUGUCCAAUCUGCUCAACAGUAAACUCUUUCUCACCAAGUUUAUUCACACUCUGGAGGUCCAGCGGACUUUCUCCCCAAGGGACCGGGCCUAUGUGGCUUCUCUGCUGACCGUGGCCCUGCACGGUAAAUUGGAGUACUUCACAGACAUCCUGAAGACGCUGCUUAACGAUCUAGUGGAACAGUAUGUGGCCAAGAACCCCAAGCUGAUGCUCAGGAGAACGGAAUCUGUGGUUGAAAAGCUUUUGACAAACUGGAUGUCCAUCUGCCUGUUUACCUUUCUGAGGGAAUCGGCAGGGGAGUCUUUCUAUAUGCUGUUCAGAGCCAUAAAGCACCAGGUGGACAAGGGACCUGUGGACGCCGUGACAGGAAAAGCCAAGUACACACUGAAUGACAACCGGCUGCUGCGAGAGGACGUGGAGUACCGCACGCUGACCCUGAAUGUUGUGAUGCCAGCUGCAGCCACCACGGGAGGCACUACUACCCAGACGGUCCCUGCCAAAGUCCUGGACUGCGACACCAUCACCCAAGUGAAGGAGAAACUCCUGGAACAAACCUGGAAGGGAACGUCCUUUUCCCAGAGGCCGCACAUCGACUCAUUACACCUCGAGUGGCGUGCAGGUGUUGCAGGUCACCUAAUUCUAUCGGACGAGGACCUGACAUCAGUAGUACAAGGCUUAUGGAAGCGUCUUAAUACACUGCAGCACUACAAGGUUCCUGACGGAGCAACGGUCGCCCUCGUCGCCAGGAACACCAAGAAUCACCUCCACGACAGCCACGACUACAUGCCCGGAGAAAAGACCCCCAUGCUGGAUGAUAUGGAGGAGGGAGGAGUGAGGCUUUGGCAUCUGGUGAAAGCCAGCGAUGAGUCGGAGCUGCCCAAGCACCGGAGAGGUAGUGUGAGGGAGAGGGGUGGCGAGAGAGCCAAGGCUAUACCCGAGAUCUACCUCACACGCCUGCUCUCCAUGAAGGGCACACUGCAGAAGUUUGUGGAUGAUUUAUUCACCGCGAUCCUCAGCACCAGUCGUCCUGUACCGCUGGCUGUUAAAUACUUUUUCGACUUGUUGGAUGAGCAGGCUCUGCAGCACAACAUCACGGACCCUGAGACCAUCCACAUCUGGAAAACCAACAGUUUACCACUGCGGUUCUGGAUCAACAUCCUGAAGAACCCACAGUUCAUCUUUGACGUGCAGACCUCAGACCAUGUGGACGCUGUGCUGUCUGUCAUCGCCCAGACCUUUAUGGAUUCCUGCACCAUCGCUGACCACAAACUGGGACGGGACUCUCCCAUCAACAAGUUGCUGUACGCCAGAGACAUCCCGCGUUACAAGCAGAUGGUGGAGAGGUACUACGCAGACAUCCGUCAGACCAUCUCCGCCAGUGACCAGGAGAUGAACUCCGCUCUAGCAGAACUCUCUCGUAAUUAUGCUGCGGAGGUCAACUGCCUUGUGGCUUUGCAUGAGCUGUACAAGUACAUCAACAAAUACUACGAUCAAAUCAUCACAGCCCUGGAAGAGGACUCCACAGCUCAGAAGAUGCAGCUGGGUUACAGGCUCCAGCAGAUCGCUGCUGCUGUAGAAAACAAAGUCACAGACCUAUGACCCACAGGACGCGAUAGAUUUUUCCUUUAACCUCGAAGAGACGACGAUGAGCGGAGAGGCUCCUGUUGUUUCUUUUCUUUUAAGAUGGAGGACAAAGGAACAUUGUGGCACAUACAGUAAUUUUGAUGAACAGACUUUUAGUAAAGGGAGAAAUAAUCUCAAGAGGACCCCUGUCACUGGCCAUGGAGGUAAAGUGAGGCUCCCUUGGAAAGUCCACAGGUCCAAACACUGGGACUAAAGUGACACUGCUCUGAGGGGGAGAAAAAAGAAGAAAAAAAAAGUGAAAUGAAGCACAUUAAAACUAAGGAAUUUCCUCUGAAUUAUGACAUCUCUCGUAAGGAUUUCCCACGUUGCAUUCAAACUAAAGGGAGAUGUUAUGUGAAAAGAGAUGUUUCGUUUUUUUUACUCUGACUCUACGUGUCUCAUGGACUUGAAGGUUUUCUUGACAAACUGCACUGAACAUUCCUGUAAGUUUACAGCUAUACUCAUGAGUCCUCUGCUGAGGAAUGGAUGAUGUAGGUGUGCUGGAUGAAGACACAAGUUUUCUACCACUUUAAGUCAAAGUCUUACAUAAAAGGACAAAGAGACAAAGUGCUAUGGAAGCCUGAGCAACUUCUUCCCGUAUUGGAAGGAUGUUUUUAUUCUGCUUUUAGCUUCCUUUUAAAUCAUUCUAGCAAGUCUUACUCUAUGACGUUUAAUUAGCUGGUAUUGGACAGUUUGUGGAAACGGUUUCCCAGGCUUUCUUUUUUUAUAUUUUAUAAGCUUCACAUCGCCAGUUGUGCUUUUACUGCAAUUUGUAGAUGCUGCCUGUAGUUUGAACUGAAAACCAGUGUUUUUGUAAAAAAGUGUUGAUUUUCUUUUGUUGAGGACACAAAUGAAUUCUCUCAACCUCCUGCUGUUGUGAAUGUUCCUUUUCUAAGGUCAUGUUUCCCAAAUGUCGAUAUCAAUUUUGUAAGUUUUUUUUUUUUUUUUUUUAUAAUUACCCAAGAAAAUUUGGCAGAUGCGCUUUUAUCUAACUCUGAUCCGUCCGUAAGAAAACCAUGACAGUGAAAGAUUUAACUCUGUGUAGACAAAGUGUAAUCUGUACUAAUGAAAGAAUGGAUGAUUUUAUCACUUAUGAAAGAUCAGGCCUGACUUAUUGGACAAAAAUUUACAAAUAUAUGAAUAAUGUACGAAGGUAUUGAGGAAUAUUGAUGUACUUCUGCCUCUUCAGUAUUUAUUUCCCAUCCCCGUUUUCCUUUUGUGUGAUAUAUUUGUCUUCCACGGGAUGUUUUUUUACGUGCGUGACUAACAAUAGUUUUCCUUAAGUAAGUCAAAGAAAGUCCUAAAAUUGGACUGUAAAUCUGGUGACUAAUAUAAAUAACUGCUUUCGAAUUAGAUUACUACGACGUGUAUUUGGGCCUUUUGUAGGUAAAAACAUUGCGUUACGGAGCCGGUGGAGGAGGGUAAUACUCCGAGAAUCAAAGUCUUGAAUUUAGGAGAGAAAUAAACGUUUAUAUUAUCUGAGAUUAAAGUGAUACAUUUAAUAGAAAGAAUAUGCAAAUUUAUGAGAAUAAAACUCAAAUAUUCUCCCGCUAAACAGGGAAUACCACAUAUUAAACAAGUUAGUGAUGAAGUGAAGCGGUAUGGGACAUGGACCUAUGCCGUAACUAAAUCAGUGUCUUAAUGUCUCUUCAAAGUCUGGAUGCGAGUAUUUCCUUAUUAUUAUUAUUUUAUUAUUUCCUUAUUGUUAUUGUUAAAUCCCAUUGCAAAGAUUCAUUUGAUUAGGUCAUCCACUGCAGGCAAGCUGUGGCAUCUGUGGUGUAAUGAGGUUGAUCCAACCUUGCAAAGUGAAGCCACGUGGAUCCUUACAAAAAAAACAUCAGAGUAUUCUAGUUUUUGUUUUCUUGAAUUUGUGAGUUAUUCUCUUUUUCUCAGAAUAUUACCCCCCGGCUCUGUAUUUAUCUCUUUUUUUCAAAACAUUUUUUUACUUACAAUGGCCAUAAUACACCGUCAUAGAUUACUACAUAUUUAUACAGUCACUUCUCAUAAAUGCACAUUUCAUAGAUUUAUUUAAAUUGCUUUGUCUUAUUCACUUUUUUUAUUCAGUUCUCUUUUAUUUAAGUCAGGUUUGAUCUUCCAUAUGUAUAAGAUGUUUCGAGUAUUGUCUACAUUAUGUUUUAUUUUUGGAUAUUUUUUCAUGCAGCCAAGUUAUUAAUUAUCUCUUCCCCACUUGAGUCUAAUAUCUGUAACUGUUGCUAAAUCCCGUCAAUAGUAUGGGCUUUUUCAUGCUCAAGGUAAAUCGGGGAGAGUGCUGCCUCCACUGGAUGGUUAUCUUUUAGAAUUCUUCCCUUUCUCUCGAGACUUAAAUCAGACAAGAUGGUUAAUAAACAAAGGUGCCUAUUCUCCCUGUUGCUCUGUAAUGCCACAUGUGAAAAUCUAGUUUUUGUCCAAUUUAAUUUAUUUUGUAUUUAUUCUAUUGCAAAUGUUGUUUUUUUCCGGACAUAUGGAAUAAUAGUGGUUAUACCCUUCCAAAUCAAAUGCUUUAUCGUGUUGUUGUUUUUAAGAGCACAAGAGAUUUUUUUCUAUUUUUGUUUUUUUACCUUAUUGUGUGUUUCUUUCUAUCUACUCUCAAGAUAGUUGGGAGGAAUUACUACAAGUCAAAAUUAAAUGCACAUCAGCUGUGUUAAAACCC
This is a messenger RNA of Cottoperca gobio, 6034 nucleotides long. Its product is annotated as plexin-B1-like. Gene Ontology annotation, biological process: positive regulation of axonogenesis; axon extension; semaphorin-plexin signaling pathway. The record is from RefSeq and is a predicted model, not a curated record. Bases 1 to 3360 code for a protein of 1119 amino acids. The transcript has 23 exons. Gene Ontology annotation, cellular component: semaphorin receptor complex; plasma membrane. Gene Ontology annotation, molecular function: semaphorin receptor activity. NCBI's taxonomy places the organism in Eukaryota, Metazoa, Chordata, Actinopteri, Perciformes, Bovichtidae.